Messenger RNA from Carassius auratus (goldfish), 1847 nucleotides. RefSeq names its product UDP-glucuronosyltransferase 2A1-like. Bases 81 to 1682 code for a protein of 533 amino acids. The transcript has 2 exons. NCBI's taxonomy places the organism in Eukaryota, Metazoa, Chordata, Actinopteri, Cypriniformes, Cyprinidae. Gene Ontology annotation, molecular function: UDP-glycosyltransferase activity. The record is from RefSeq and is a predicted model, not a curated record.
GCUGGGCUUGUUCCACACUAUUUCAGUGCUGUCAGUGUUUUACCUAGCUGGCCGCAUACUUGGAUUUUCAUCACCAGCUUAUGAACUUUGUGUGGUUAAAAAAGAUGCAUUAUUUUCCUGCCGCAUUGUUAGCAUUCUUGAGCAUAUUAUGUCAAGUGUUUGGAGGGAAAGUGUUGGUGUUUCCAUUGGAUGGAAGCCACUGGGUGAACAUGAAGGUCCUAAUUGAGGAAUUGCAUACAAGAGGUCACAACGUGACCGUGCUUAGAGCCUCUAACAGCUGGUAUAUCAAGGAGGAAUCUCCUUUCUAUACCUCCAUCACUGUUUAUAAUAGCGGUGGAAUUGAAAAGGAGCAGUUUGAUGCAUUUACGAAACAUAUCCUGGUCAGCAGAAGAGAGAAACUGUCCUUUUGGAGCUACCUCUCUCUGGCUGCAGAGGUUGGAACAUUUUUUGAAGAGAUGCAUCGCAAUCAACUUGACUUAAUGGGGAAAAUCUUUGAAAAUAAAGACUUAAUGGCUUCACUCCAGACAGCAAAAUAUGACCUGUUUCUGACAGAUCCGGCUUUUGGAGGUGGAUGUUUUCUUGCGCUCCGUCUUGGUCUCCCUCUUGUGCUAAAUGUCCGUUGGACGAUGCAUGGAGAGGCACAUUACGAAAUAGCUCCUUCACCACUAUCGUAUGUUCCUUUACCAGGACUAGAGCUGACAGAUAAGAUGACGUUUGCUCAACGUGUACAGAACAUAAUGGGAUACAUAUUUUCAGUUUAUCACAAAACCAGAUAUAUCUCCUCACACUACCAGUCUUUCUGCAAGAAAUACUUUGGAUCAGAAAUUAAUUACAAAAACGUCCUUCGGGAUGCAGACAUCUGGCUCAUGAGAACUGACUUUACCUUUGAGUUUCCACGACCCACAAUGCCUAAUAUCAUCUAUAUGGGGGGCUUCCAGUGUAAACCUGCCAAGCCGCUUCCAGAUGAUCUUGAGGAGUUUGUGCAGAGCUCAGGAGAUCAUGGACUCAUUGUCAUGUCCCUAGGGACUAUUUUUAGCCAUCUUCCACAAGAUAUCACAGAGGAAAUUGCUGCCGCUUUUGCCAGAUUGCCCCAAAAAAUCAUUUGGAGACACACUGGACCUCGACCUGUCAAUAUAGGUGAUAAUACAUUACUUGUUGACUGGUUACCUCAGAAUGACCUGCUUGGACAUCCUCAGACUAAAGUGUUUAUAACACAUGGAGGCACAAAUAGCAUCCAAGAGGCCAUCUAUCAUGGGGUGCCCAUUUUGGGUUUACCUUUAGUAUUUGAUCAACCUGACAAUCUGUCUAGAAUGAAAGUUAGAGGCACAGCUAAACUUGUGGAUAUUGCAGAAUUGAACAGGACGAUGUUUCUACAGGCACUGGAGGAAGUGCUUUAUAACCCAUCUUACAAGGAGAACAUUCAGAGACUGUCCAAGCUGCACCACGACCAGCCAAUGAAACCUCUUGAUCGUGCCGUCUUCUGGAUCGAGUUUGUCAUGAGGAACAGAGGAGCUCCUCAUUUACGAACACAGUCUUUCAGAAUGUCCUGGAUCGAGUACAACUCUGUAGAUGUUAUUUUGACUCUGCUGGUGAUAGUUAUUUUGAUUUGUUUGAUGAUUUAUAAGAUCAUAAAAUGUAUGUGCUUAAAAGUAGUAUUUAAGAAGAAAAUUAAAGCCGAGUGAUCCCAGGAAUUUAAAGUUUAAAAAUAACACAUGCAACAUGUACAAACCUGAAAAUUUAUAUUUUUAUUUGUUCUUAUUUGUGCAAAUUGUAUCAACAAAAAAAAAAAUUAUGUGCACAAUAUGAGUGGAAAAAGAGUGAAAUAAACUUCUUUAUUAAACUUCUAA